Osmerus eperlanus (European smelt) is the source of this 2632-nucleotide messenger RNA. RefSeq names its product serine/arginine-rich splicing factor 1B-like. Bases 232 to 933 code for a protein of 233 amino acids. The transcript is spliced from 4 exons. Gene Ontology annotation, cellular component: nucleus; cytoplasm. NCBI's taxonomy places the organism in Eukaryota, Metazoa, Chordata, Actinopteri, Osmeriformes, Osmeridae. Gene Ontology annotation, molecular function: mRNA binding. The record is from RefSeq and is a predicted model, not a curated record.
GUCCGCCGCCAUAUUUUCAGAACGGAAGCUGGCUGGUUUUCCAAUUUAGUUCUUGGACUGAAGUAUACCGAACAGUUUUUCCCACAACACAAUUUAGAAGAUAAUUGUGUUUGUAUCGUUAACAGUCUCAUAUUCGUGACCGUUUAAUACCUUAAUCGGCGAUCAUUUAGGUUGUUUGAUUUGUUUGUACACACGUUUGCAGUGCUUCUUGUUUGUGAUCGAUUCGGAGGAAUGUCUGGAGGAGUCAUUCGAGGCCCAGCGGGUAAUAACGACUGUCGGAUUUACGUGGGCAAUCUUCCCCCAGACAUUCGCACCAAGGAUGUCGAAGAUGUUUUCUAUAAAUACGGGGCCAUACGGGACAUUGAUCUGAAAAACCGAAGAGGAGGACCGCCGUUUGCCUUUGUUGAAUUUGAAGAUCCUAGGGAUGCAGAUGAUGCUGUCUGUGGUCGUGACGGCUACGACUAUGAUGGCUAUCGCCUGCGUGUGGAGUUCCCACGAAGCGGGCGUGGGGGUGGGAGAGGAGGCGGCGGAGGUAUUGGAGCUCCACGGGGAAGGUAUGGCCCACCCUCACGACGCUCCGAGUACAGGGUCAUUGUCUCAGGCCUCCCACCCAGUGGAAGCUGGCAGGACCUGAAGGACCACAUGCGAGAGGCAGGUGAUGUAUGUUACGCUGACGUGUUCCGUGAUGGCACCGGUGUGGUGGAGUUUGUACGCAAGGAAGACAUGACCUACGCCGUCCGCAAGCUGGAUAACACUAAGUUCCGCUCUCAUGAGGGAGAGACAGCUUACAUCCGCGUGAAGGUGGACGGGCCCCGUAGCCCUAGCUACGGCCGUUCCCGCUCCUGCAGCCGCAGCAACAGCCGGUCCCGGAGCUACUCGCCGCGCCGAAUUCCAGGUUCCCCAAACUACUCCCGCUCUCGCUCACGCACCUAGGCCCUCAACCAGCUCGUCUCCGAGAUGCUUACAGCACCCACCCAGACCCAGGGACCGGCCACCUCUAGCCCUGUGUGGUCUGAGACUUCCCACUCACUGAUCAGUUUGACGUCAGCUGUGACUCACUCUGCCCCCUGGUGGACAAUCAGCUUUAUUACUCAGUUCAUCCUCCUGAUCCGUCUUCUCAUUCCUCUCACCCUGUUUGUCGAACUUCUGUCGUCGUUGUCCCCCCCCCCUUUCUUUCCCAUAACCACCGUCCCCCCUCUCCUCCCCUCUCCUCACUCCCCUUUCCAUCACCCCGCGUUUCACCCUCUAACUCAUCUCUACAAGCCCUGCUGUGUCAUUCUGACUGGUAACUCUCCCCUCUCUCUCCUUGUUUGAACCCAGUGGAAAUGGGACAAGCAGCCUUGGUGCUUCCAUCAUAGUGUGGCCUUGUGCUAACGCAUGUUGUCGGCAGGGAUGGGUUUGUGAAUGGUUUUUCGAGGAUACAUGUUGUUUUUCUGGGCCUGGCGUGUUUACUUGUGUGAACUGUUGUACUUUCACCUUCUCAUGUGUCUUUCUGUAGAAUUCAGAGGAGCAGGAUAGGAUGGAAACACAGGAAAAGUCAUAUUAGGAUAAACAGGAGAAGGAGUCAAAUAAGGAGCCAAUGGUAUGACGACCGUGGCCUCUUAAAGCCAACUAAUAGGCUUUUAGCCUGAUUCUUUUUUUUUUCAUUUGACAGUGUAACUGUAUGUUUAUCAGUACUAUAAUUCCUAAAUUUGGCUUUGCAAUAUUGUAUCCCAUGUCUCUUGCCCGGUGUUUGUUACACCUAUACAUCCACUCUCACUGUAAGGAUGUUUGUAUGCAUGUCCCUUGUCCAUGCUGGUCGACCAGUAAGAUCGUCGUUUUUCAAUCCCAGUAGCCUACUCAGUAAUGCCCAGUGUAAAAUAUUGUAUUUUUGAAAAUGAUUUUGCUCUUUAUGUAUUGUGGCAUCAUUUCACUUUAGUUUGUUUGUAUAUUCUCUAGUUUCUGGCCAUGGAAUGAAGGUCGUGGGGGGGGGGGCUUUUGUAGACAACAAAAGCUCCUUCUUUUGCAUGGGUGUAAUUCUAACUUGUUGCCUCCUUCUCUUUGGUUCUGCUGGUAUUCUGAAGGUUUGGAUGGGGCUCACUGUCUCCCCAUCCCGGAGCCGGAUCAGUGGAUCAGGAUUCAGGAUUAGGAUUAGGUUUAAGGAUGGAUACAUGGAGCAGGAGCGUGGGAGCAUUUUACCGGGAGAAGAUCCCGACCCUCUGGGCCAGCCCCCCCGUCCCUGUCCCCUACCAACCAAACCGGAAUCAUUAUGUUAAAAUAACUCACCUAAUUGGCACUCAAACAUAACAAAUUCCUUUGUCAUUUGCUUCUUUUGGUGGAACCUCAGAUUUGCGCCCUGACGGGAUCUUGAUCGGCAAUCUUUUCUUUUUUUCCGAGGUAUCUUCUUUUCAUAAUUAUAAAAAAAAGAGGAGCAAUCCCUGGAGCAAAAGCCAGGAGGCGUGCUCCGAGGCACAGGAUGGACCCGCGCGCGUAAGGAGUGGUAACGAGGGCUAACGAGGGGCAUUCUAACGUGGGAGGGAGGGAAGGAGGGCAUGAGAGGGUGAGAUGUCGUAAUUAUGGUUUGCGAGUUCAGUUUUAGUUCAUAUACUCACAUGGUUUGCAGUGUUUAUGCCUCUCGUCAAUAAAUACCCAU